Molecule: messenger RNA, 462 nt
Organism: Helianthus annuus (common sunflower)
Lineage: Eukaryota; Viridiplantae; Streptophyta; Magnoliopsida; Asterales; Asteraceae
Product: L10-interacting MYB domain-containing protein-like
Exons: 2
Coding region: 1-462 (153 amino acids)
Source: RefSeq, a predicted model, not a curated record
AUGUCAAAAAGGAAUAGGAUUAGUUGGAAGCAAGAGAGCGUUGACAAAACAUUUCUUGAAGCAUGUAUUGUAGAAGUAACACUCCAUGGUCGUGAAGGAAGCAGCCUUAAACAAAGCUCAUGGAAGAAUGUGGCGGAAAAGUUGAAAACCGAACACAAUUUCAUAGCGGAUCAAAAACAAAUGAAGAACCGCUAUGAUUAUCUAAAAUCAAAAUUUGCUGCUUGGUCAAAGCUUAAGAACAAAACCGGCAACGUUGAUAAUCCUGUAACAAACACCUUUAACUUGUCAGAAGAAGAAUGGCAACUAGAGAUAAAGUCAAACAAAUACGUAGAAGCUUUGAGAAGCGCGCCACUUUCUUUCCCCGAGCUUUGUGUUCAACUGUUUGAGGGAUCUACUUCAAACGGCUUUGACAGUUUGGGGGCCAUCUUCUACACUUCCUCAUCCUUCGGAGGAAGUUUUUGA